Messenger RNA from Salmo salar (Atlantic salmon), 3252 nucleotides. RefSeq names its product cytochrome P450 26B1. The record is from RefSeq and is a predicted model, not a curated record. Gene Ontology annotation, molecular function: monooxygenase activity; oxidoreductase activity, acting on paired donors, with incorporation or reduction of molecular oxygen; iron ion binding. Lineage: Eukaryota; Metazoa; Chordata; Actinopteri; Salmoniformes; Salmonidae. Gene Ontology annotation, biological process: sterol metabolic process.
UAUUCACGCAGGUUGAAAGGGCAUGCAAUAUAAAGCCUUGCGCCAUGUCCAUGCCAAUUGAGAACUGGUCUAUGUGAACAGAGUCGGUCAAACUGAAGGGUUUCAGUGAUUGGUUGGUUACCUGUCUCCUCAAUCAGCUGCAUUCGAUCCCCAUACCCUAUACGCACUUUCAAAGCCGCCUCUCUCGCGCUCACUCAAUCUCCGAGUUGCUAUCACACAUUUUGCUCCAAUCCUGGCGAUUUAUCGAGCUCUUUAGAUAUAUUUAAAAAAAACGUUAUACGUCAUCUGCGAAGGUGGAUCAUGUAGUGUUCCAAUAUUUAUAAAGCUCCGUGCGAACAAUACAUUGUGGAGGAGGAAUAGGUUUGGAAAGAGACCUUUAAGGACGAGUUUCUCGCUGCUGUCAGCGACUUGGUUCUACGUUUAAGACAAGAGAAAAGAAGCACGAGUCAGACUUUACACAGUAGCACGUGGAUUUUUGGAGAUGUUCCUUCUGGAGCUCAGUCACUUGUCAGCGCUGGUCACAGCGCUCACAUCAGUGCUCUCCGCCCUGAUCCUGCUUGCCGUCUCCAGGCAACUGUGGACCUUCCGGUGGACCAUUACGCGGGACACAGAGAGCAAGUUGCCGCUACCCAAUGGGUCCAUGGGCUGGCCGCUGGUUGGAGAAACGUUCCACUGGCUCUUUCAGGGGUCCAACUUCCACAUCUCCAGGAGAGAGAAGCAUGGCAACGUUUUUAAAACUCACCUUUUAGGAAAGCCUGUUAUCCGGGUGACUGGUGCCGAAAACAUCCGUAAAAUCUUGCUUGGAGAACACAACUUGGUAUGCACGCAGUGGCCUCAGAGCACCCGUAUUAUCCUGGGACCCGACACUCUGGUCAACUCUAUCGGAGAUUUGCACAAGAAGAAGAGAAAAAUCUUGGCAAAAGUGUUUAGCCGCGGGGCCUUGGAGACUUACCUACCUCGCUUGCAAGAUGUUGUCAAGUCUGAAAUUGCAAAGUGGUGCUCGGAGCCUGGCCCAGUGAAUGUUUACGUCUCAGCCAAGUCUCUCACAUUUCGCAUUGCUGUCAGAGUCUUGUUGGGACUGAAGAUGGAGGAAAAACGCAUAGUAUACCUGUCUAAGAUCUUUGAGCAACUCAUGAACAACCUCUUCUCACUACCAAUUGACGCACCUAUGAGUGGCCUCCGCAAAGGAAUAGAAGCCCGGGAAAUCCUACAUGCGUGCAUGGAGAAAAUCAUAGAGGAGAAAAUGCAGAAACAACAGUCUGAUGAGUACUAUGAUGCUUUCGAUUACAUGUUGAUCAGUGCCAAGGAAAAUGGAAAUGAACUCAGCAUGCAGGAGUUGAAGGAAACCGCGGUGGAGUUAAUAUUUGCUGCUCACUCAACUACAGCCAGUGCCUCCACUUCGCUUAUUCUUCAACUCCUGCGGCACCCCGCUGUGGUGGAGAAAGCCCAGAUAGAGCUGGAGUCCGAGGGUCUCGGCUACGAAGCACACAGCUCGCACAGAUGCUCCGGCAAAGAAAAUGGUCUGAAAGGUCCUCUUGCGGCGGAACAUGAGGAACAUCGGCCUCUAGACGCAGAGGACACCCUGUUGAUGAAUGUGAACGGGACUGUUAAUUGCGCACUGGAUGAAAACGAAGAAGCUCGCUGUUCUCGGUCUCAUAUUCCUUGUUUAACUUUGGAGAAAUUGAGCCAUCUACGUUACAUUGAAUGUGUCGUCAAGGAGGUGCUGCGGUUUCUCCCGCCAGUGUCUGGAGGAUACAGGACUGUGCUACAAACAUUCGAAUUGAACGGCUACCAGAUUCCUAAAGGAUGGAGUGUAAUGUACAGUAUUCGGGACACCCAUGAGACAGCUGCAGUGUUCCAGAGACCGGAGAUCUUCGACCCAGACCGCUUCGGGCCCGAGCGUGACGAGAGCAAGACUGGGCGCUUCAAUUACAUUCCAUUUGGUGGCGGAAUAAGGAGUUGCGUCGGAAAGGAACUUGCCCAAAUGAUACUAAAAACCCUGGCAGUUGAGGUGAUUGGCACGUGCAAAUGGACACUCGCCACGGAAAAAUUCCCCAAGAUGCAGACGGUGCCAAUAGUCCACCCCGUCAAUGGACUGCAUGUGCAUUUCAAUUACGCAUAGACUACUCCGAUAGUUUAGAUAUGUCAUUGUGUUAUUAUUAAAAAAACAUGAAUUAAGCUCAUUAACUUUCCGCAAUUGCAAUUUUAAGUUAUUCACUAUGAAUACAUCAGAAAGAACCCUAUGCUGUGAGAAACAUGGUGGUCAUUGUAGAGUGGAACCAAUGCAUGGUGCCAGUGACCUGUGAUGAUCUGCUUAUCGCCAAGAUCGCCUUUUUACGCACUGGGAAAAGUGACUGCAUACAUUUGCUAUUCUUCACGGACAUCCGGGCGCCCACUUCCAUAACAUAGCAAAUCGAAAAAUGAUAGCCUAUAUUUCAGCACCAUAAUGCAAUAUACAAUGGACGAGUAGGGCUUUCCUCUCACAACAAACAUUAUCUGUGCUCAGGACUGAUUAUAAAUAUCCGUCUAUUAUACGAAAUUGUCUUUCAGAUCUUGCACUUGGUCUCCACGAAAUACAUUCAGAAAUACAUUCCAAAUGUAUGUGUUUAUGUCCAGUAUGUAAGUAGAUAUAAAUGAGAUAUAGGCCUACAUUUAUAGGCAAAAUAAUUGUAUGUGUGUAUGAAAUGAAGUAGUAUUACAAAUAAGCUUUAUUUAUAGAACACUUCGGUUACGUCUGUGUACAUAUGAAAUAAUAAUGAAUAGGCCUAGUUAUUUAUAAUCAAUGUAAAGCAUAGACCGUUAAAACCAUAGGCCUAGAGUAUCGCUAAUUAUUCGAUUAUUUAGAGGCUAUAGAUCAAAAUGCAAUUAUAUAAACUUACCUAGAGAAAAUAACCAAUUAUUAUUUGUAUUCUUAUUAUUAUUACAUGUUCCAUCAUUAUGAAUAAUUGUUUGUUGAUUUUAAAGCAUGAUGGAAGCGCUGUGAAAUGACCCGGUUAAGAUGGAUUCAUGGAAGGAGAUAGCACUUUUUCUCCAUUACGGAGUGUGUAUAUACAGUAUUUGUUCUAUUGAUUGAAUGUGUGUAUUUUUGUGCAGAUGUUGCUCGUAUUAUCUAUAGAACGAUGUAAAGGGUAAAUUACAAAAAAGUGUAUUUCUGCCAUAGAAUAGGACAUUUUACCAUACAAAAUGUGCAUUUGCUGCCAUCAUGUUAACCACAAUGUAUAGAUUCCCGUUCUAUAAAAAUACCAAUAUGAA